Pelagomonas calceolata is the source of this 963-nucleotide messenger RNA. Lineage: Eukaryota; Pelagophyceae; Pelagomonadales; Pelagomonadaceae. The record is from the annotation of a GenBank genome assembly.
AUCUAAGCUCCUCUAAGCUCUCAGAGUGCUGAAUAAGCAGGGAGAAACCGCCCGCGCCGCUGCGGGUGUAUCUACGCUCUGUGCUGAAUAAGCCAGCGGAGGACCGCCGCAUAAGCCGCGGGCGAACAAGCAGCGUUCCCGCGAGCGGGGCGCCCCACGAUGCCGACCGAGCUCAAGAGCGCGCCGGCGGUCAACCCGCUGAAGACCAAGUACCUGUUCUCGGCCGGCGCGCCGUACGGGACCAGCGAGGGCACCGAGCGCUUCCCGGAGAAGACGCUCGAGUUCACGAACGCGGCGGCGGGCGAGACGUUCCACUCGUCGUGCGCGGCGCGCGAGCGGAACCGGCGGGCCGCGACCGUGCCCCGCCCGCCCUACCGGGUCGCCGACACGGCGGCGCAGCGCUGGGACCGGGCGGCGAGCGAGGUCCCCUACGACGAGGCGACGCUGCGCCAGUCCUACGUCCGGACCGGCGCACGCGCCACAUUUUCGCGCGGUCUCCAUCAUAACCUGGGGUUCGUUCGCCGCUCGGUUCGCGCCCGACUCACCGGUUGACGCGCGCGCAGGCCCGGACGCGGGACAUCUACGCGGCCAACGUCGAGAAGAGCCGCGCGACGCGCGACCCGAUCACGUUCCAGCUGCACGACGCGUCGGGCGCCCUCAAGAAGGGCGGCGUCGCGGUCGAGGAGUCGGGUUGGGACCGACCCGCGCCCGGCGCGCGCGACGGCAACGACCGGGCGUUCCCGCUGCCCGAACGUGCGCGCAAGCUAAUCCUCGCGCGGCUCCCGAAGUUCCUCGACGACGAGGCGUAGCCGAUAAAUACGUUGCAAACCGAGAGGACCAGUGGCGCGGAUCGGCGGCGCGACAGAUGCCAGUGGCGCGACAUUGACCUUGAAACUAGGCGCGGCGGUGAGGAACGACAAACUUGAAAAACAAUAAUAAAUUAAGGAACAAGCUCGAGCCUUC